Messenger RNA from Lolium rigidum, 939 nucleotides. RefSeq lists its product as uncharacterized. The record is from RefSeq and is a predicted model, not a curated record. NCBI's taxonomy places the organism in Eukaryota, Viridiplantae, Streptophyta, Magnoliopsida, Poales, Poaceae. The coding region runs from base 58 to 939 and encodes 293 amino acids. The transcript is spliced from 2 exons.
UCUCCGUUCGGUGGAUACACCAAUCUGUUGCUAUCUAACGGAGAUGGGGCGGGGACGAUGCCGUCCGGCAGCAUCGGAGGCGGCGCGCCGGCGACCAUGCCGACGGAUUUAGAAGUCCUCCGCCGCACCUCUGGGUUGGAGUUCUUUGAGGAAGUGCAGUUAGGAGACAUUUGGAGCACACAGAGUGUGAAUCAACCUGCAAGUGUACCAAUUCAUGGUCUGGAUGGCCAAUGUGAUGACUUUCUUGACGAGGGAUGUGGAGAUGAUGUAGUGGACAGCGAGUCUGAUCAUUAUGAUGAAUUGCUUGUACGUUGUGAAGGUGAUACUGAUGUUGAGGAAUUGUACCCAACUCGAGCUGAGGCUGUAGUACAGGAUGUCAUGUCUAAGGCCGAGAUGAUGAAGGAAGCUAGAGUAAAGAAAGCCAAGCAUAAGGCAGAGAAGUCAAGGGCUGCUAAGAGAAGGGCAUUAGAAGGAGAUGUAGAGGAAGAAGGCAUGACAUUUGGUGAUCAAGUGAGUGAUGACUGCAAGGAGCUAACUGAUUCUAGUGAUGACGAUCAAGUUGUAGAUGGUAAUGACAUUUCGUUGAUAACCAAGAAGAGGAGCAGAUCUAAGAAGGCUUUCAAGAGAGCUUAUUAUGAUGAAGCAAGGGAUGGGAACAAUAACAUGUUUCCUCUUGCCUUUGGAAUAGUAGGAAAGGAGGAGACAUCAACAUGGUGUUGGUUUCUACUACAAUUGAGAUAUGCUCUAGGUGGUAGCGGAAAUAGGUAUGGAUCUUUCACUAUCAUGUCUGACCGUCAAAAGGGUCUGUUGAAUGCGGUAAAGCAAGUAUUUCCCGAGUGUCACACAUGCCUACAUCUCCCGCUGCGCCGCCACACCAACAACAUGUUCGUGGUGCAUGGACUGGAAGAGGACGAGCAAGGCAUAGUGACCAUUAUAUGA